This is a messenger RNA of Contarinia nasturtii (swede midge), 2042 nucleotides long. RefSeq lists its product as uncharacterized. The transcript is spliced from 2 exons. The record is from RefSeq and is a predicted model, not a curated record. The coding region runs from base 974 to 1963 and encodes 329 amino acids. NCBI's taxonomy places the organism in Eukaryota, Metazoa, Arthropoda, Insecta, Diptera, Cecidomyiidae.
AACAAAGUAAAAAAUUGAUUAGCGGAUGGUUUUCAAAAAAAGUUGAGAUCGGUUUGCAUCCAUAUCAGCAUAUAUUCCUUCCGCUUUUGUGCUCAGUGAUUUUUUUUGUAAAGGGUAACAUGGCAAAUAUGUUUUUGAGUUUUCGAAAUCCAUCAGAAUCGUGAACAACCGAAACACACAUUGAGAACACAUGUGAGAAUAUUCUUGCUUUGUUGAUGAAUGAUUUUCAACCCGUUCGAUUACAUGAAUCGGUGAUUGUAUAUUUUGAUGAAUUUUUAAAGGCCCGUUCUCAAAAUACCGGGAACCUAUAAAUUCAUCAAAAAUAAUAUAUUGCUGAAUCAACAGAUUUUAGACUAUAAAUAUAAGAGAGCUGUUCGGUAUAAUAUCACUCGAUCACGAUGGCUGGAAAGAAACGGAAGCCUGCAGCAUCGGCUUCUAAGCCAAAGCCAGUAAAGAGGAAAAAAAUUUGUGAAAAUCAAACGAUAAAGAAAAGUGCAAAAAAAGGCUUGAAACAGAAUCGACCAAUGAAAACAGAUGAAUUUCGUGAUUUGAUCAGCGAUUAUGUGCUUGAAAUGACGCGAUGUUUCAUUUUGGGUGCACUCAGUGUUCAUUACUUGAUUUUCACAUUUUUUCAAGUGCGUUGUGAUGGUAAUCGAUACGGUGAAAUCGAAGAUUACUUCAGUCAAUUUGUGAUUACUUCAGUCAAUGAGAACUUCUUCGAUGACUAUUUCUGAGGAACGCAAAAUUUUGAUAGCGACGAUGAAGAUGCCGUAAUGGACUCUGGAUACAAAGUGUCCAGAAUGAUUUACCGUUUGUGUCGUAAAUAUGUCGUGAGAGCUCCAAAAAAUUGAGAGCAUUGGAAAUGUAUUCAACUACAACAAAUUUCAAGAAUAACAUUUGCUAUCACGCAUAUUCUCGUCUUUGGAAGUGUUUUGAGCACUAAAAUGCGACCAAGCAACAGAUCAACGAUACCAUGCAAUAUCUAUUCAAAAAGAAAUCAGAGCGCGUACCAGAUCCGUAUCUAAUUGAAAUACUAAAAAAUGAAUUGCAUCCAAUUCGUUUCGGAGAUGGUCGAGCAUAUUUUUGUGAGAUGACGACGGGAGGCAAUUGGUUCAAAUACGUACCAAUAUUUCUACAUUUGCAACGGUACAUUCGUGAUCACCAACGAAAUAGAGAGGCGGUAUUGCGACGAGGUGAAAGAACAGAGCUCCGUGAUUACAGAAAUUUCACCGUUUUUCCAGUUUCAACGUUUAAAAGACAUCACAUUCGCAUCGAUAACAAAGGUCUUUAUUUCAUGCUGAGAAAGAUCGGAUGCCCACACCCACGGCUCAUUAGACGUGAUGGAACACCAAAGCAGUGCAAGGAAUUGAAAGCCGCUGAUUGGGACGUGCUUUGGCGAACAUAUUUUGACAUUGAUGCCAUCGAAAGAACACCGCAAAAUGACAAUCGUGCCACUAUAAAAUUCCAAAGUUCGAUUCAAACGGAUGGAGUGGCUAUGUCAUUCUGGAUGGAACGCACAAAAUUCGUCGUUGUCAAAGACGAUAACGAAAUCAUGCGGGAGACUCAAGAAAAGUUAUUGAAAGCGCAACAAGUGCAUGGUCUCGAUCCAGGUCUUCGGCUGGUGAUUGGCGGUGUUUGUGUGACAAAUUACAAUGAUCCGAACAAGGAAAAUCGCUGCGAAAAACUCGUUCGAUUGACAUCAGGUCAAUAUAAUCACAUGAUCGGCUAUCGCAAGCGAAAUAAAUGGCGCAAAAAGUUGACUUUCAACAUCGACGAAAAAAUGCGUAUUCACCGAGAAUCUUUUGAUGAGCAACCAGGUCCACAUUCAGACAACAUUAAUAGAUAUGUCGAUCAUAUUUUACGGCAUUUCAAUGAGAAGUUUGAAGCAUACACUGACAAAACUAAGGUUAUGAUUUUGACAACACCGUGUAAAUGCUUACUUACAUUCCAACAAAUGUUGUGAAGUAGCCAACAAUUGUAUGAGGUAGAAUAAAAACUACUUCUCGAAAAAUGUUUAAACACGAAACCUAAAAAAAACUUUC